Fonsecaea nubica is the source of this 1125-nucleotide messenger RNA. RefSeq lists its product as hypothetical. The transcript has a single exon. Gene Ontology annotation, molecular function: (3R)-hydroxyacyl-[acyl-carrier-protein] dehydratase activity. Gene Ontology annotation, cellular component: mitochondrion. The coding region runs from base 1 to 1125 and encodes 374 amino acids. The record is from RefSeq and is a predicted model, not a curated record. Lineage: Eukaryota; Fungi; Ascomycota; Eurotiomycetes; Chaetothyriales; Herpotrichiellaceae.
AUGACUGUCCCUUUUCGCGCGUGUUCUCGCUGCUGCUUCGCAUCGGUAGCGACGGGCAGCGGUGCCCGCCUCGGAACAACCACCUCGCGAAGCUUCUCUUCGUCUCGGACGAGACUGAGCUCACCGCCAGCGGAUCCAAAGGCUAUAACUGAAGCGUUUCUGUCCAAAUUCUCCAAGGGACAGACGUUCGUGCGCCGUCAGCUGCUGGAUGCGAAUCAGAUCCGCCUCUUCUCUCUCACUCUGGACCGACCUCAUCUGUGGCCGACUAGCUCUACCAAGACGCUCGAGGAGGCGGAGCCUGUCGAGGGCACUCCGAUUCCCCCAGCUUAUCACAUAUGCUACUUUACGCCAGCUCAACUACCGGGGAUAUUGGGGCUCGACGGCACGGACGCGAGUUUCAACCCCAACGCUCCCUUCACGAGACGCAUGUGGGCUGGCGGAUCAUGUCACUGGCCCGGUGCUGAUCCCAGCUCAAAGAACCAGGCGCUCUUGGUGGUGGGCGAUACCGUCACCGAGGUUACCAAGGUCUUGAGCUGCGAGCCCAAGGUCAUUGGCAAGACGGGCGAGAGUAUGUUGCUCGUGGGCGUGGAGAAGGAAUUCCGCAAUGGGAAAGAUGAGCUGUGCGUCCUGGACCGGAGGAAUUGGGUUUUCCGGGUAGCCCUCGACCCUUCCAAACCUGCUCCACUGGUUCCCAAGCCCAAGGAAUUGUCACAGGGGGAGCUUGACAAGAGCGUCGAGGGCAAACUCUGGCGGGAAUAUAGUCGCGAUGAAGCAACGCUGUUCCGGUUCUCGGCGUUGACGUUCAACGCGCACAGAAUUCACUACGACAAGCCUUGGGCAACGGAUGUGGAGGGUCACAGGAACGUGGUCGUCCACGGUCCGAUGAAUCUACUCGCCAUGUUGGACCUUUGGCGAGAUGAGGCCAGUGUUGUCCGAGGGGAGGGUGUACAUUAUCCCCAGACGAUCGAGUACCGGGCUACGAGCCCUGUAUACGGCAGGGAGCCUUACCGGGUGAUGAUGAACCAGGAGGCGGUGGGAAAGAAGGAGGCAGAGACGAGGGUGAUGAGUAACGAUGGGACGGUGUGCAUGAAGGGGACUGUGAGGGAUUGGCCUUCGAGCAACUAA